GGAAAUCUAGCACUUCUGAUGGCGUUUUUGUUAGAAGCACCGUUUUUUAGCUUGAAGCACCUUUUUUAAGCAGUAUCAUGAAAAGCGCUGUUUCAUUCGUGUGGGUUAAGGAACCACAAAAUUUCAGCUGAUAUGCCAAUAAUUCCAAUGGAAACGUUUUACAAAAACAGCGUGAAGGACUAGAUAACAGUCCUUUUAAUUCACUCAAAUGUCUUUUCGAGAAUAGUCUAAAAAACUUCUUAAUGGCGUGCAUUUGAAAGACAGAAUUUUAUGAUGCAUUGCGCAUGCCCUGCAACUACUUUACUUAAUCACUCAAUUAUCAUAUAUCAAACGGAAUGCAAGAAUUUCAGUUGCAUCUCGCACUCUUUUGAAACAGUUGUCACCGUCUUGGCUUGAAUCGUCAAAGACGCAUCCAAAAUGGCGCUGCAAGGGAUUUACUUCAGUUCGCCGAAGGUACAAAAGCAAUACGACUCAGCCACUAAACAUCCUAAGGGAAUUAUGAAUGAUGCUUACGACCAUCCAGAGGGACCACAAACUCCUUCGUUCGGUGGGAGUUACGCUCCCCGUGAUGACAGACCUUCGGCUGCGUACUCAUAUCAGGAGAAUGGGACGAGUAGACCCCAUUUGCCGUCAAGUUCCAGCACACUUGGGUUUACCCCUCCCAAGGAGCAGAAACGCAAGAAUCGAUGCGGUGCAAAGUGUAUACUGAUCCCAUUGUUGGUGCUUUUCAUCAUUCUGUUCUUGGUGAUGGUAGUCUUAUACUUCAAGAGGGAUUCCUCGAGUGAAAAAGAGAACGUGAAUGGGAACAACCCAACAGAUUCUGAAGUGAAACAAACUCCAUCUCCUCCAUGCCUGUCAAUCCCAAAACCUGUGCCAUUUGCAACGCUACCGGAACGGCUUAAAACAGAACUGAAGCAACUGGAAGCUUUGAUUAUUAAGCAAGUCGAACUUGGGGGGCCGAUGGCCGUAACAAGCAAUAUCGUGUACAUGAACAAGGUGAUCUGGGAAGGCGAAUAUGGAGUAAUGAAUAAUUCGGAGACUCCUAAAAGAAAGCCUUCAGUCACUGCUAUUUUACCCUUGGCGAGUGUUUCAAAGGUGCUAACGGUAUUGAUGUUGUUUAAGCUGCACAAUGAUGGCUUUGUCAAUUCAUUGGACGACCCCGUCAACAAAUAUCAAAGUGAUUUUUCGGUAAAAAAUCCUUUCGGAAACGAUCCCAUUACGCUAAGACAACUGGCGUCUCAUCGUUCCGGUCUUCCUAGAGAGGCUCCCUGUUACCCGGAGACAAAAUCAAACCUCUGUCCGCGUUCUAACGAUCAGAUGAUACAGCGGCUCAAAAAUGUGACCCUUUUGCGGGCGCCUGGCACAGAGCCGUAUUACAGUAACCUCGGCGUUGCACUGCUCGGUCGAGUCCUGGGCGAGAGAUUUGGAAAUGGGGCUGGCUAUGAGGGAUGGAUAAAGAACAAUUUAUUAGACUCCUUUGAAAUGACAGACACAUCUUUCGUCUUGGAUGACAGCAUAAAGAAACGUAUACCAGUUGGUUAUUUUAGGCCAACAGAAUUCUCUAAUAUCAAAGAAUGGGGAUGGCUGAAUCCAACUGGCGGAGUCUUUUCAACAGUAACUGACUUUGCAAAGUGUCACAAGCUACAUAGUUGGCCAAGGUGUCUCCAACUAAUUCAGUUGCAAUAUCUUACUCAUUUCCCUCUCCGUUUCGCUGAAGGGUACGUUCUUGGAGACGGCAAGAGCGUAGUUGGGACGCCUUGGGAGAUUACAAUCUUGGAUGAUUUGCUUCUCAGAAUGAAAGGCGGUGACGUGUUCGGAUAUCACGCAGCAAUCCAACUAUUGCCAGAGUUGAAAUUGGCUUUCAACUUAUUUUGUACCCACUGUGAAGCCUUGCGAUAUCACUUCAUCGAACAAUUUAACAAGAAUUUUAUCCCAGCUCUUAAAGACGUCCUCAGAAAUGAAGCAAAAAAGAAAAUAGUGCUUCCUCCAGAUACAAAGCCCUUCAUUGGAGUGUACAGAGUGGAUGGACUCGCUUACUUACGAUUUCUUGAGGUCAAACUGAAAGAAGGACAGCUAUUUAUCUCCAUAAAUGGCCAAUAUGAUGCAUUUCUCUUAAACUACACAAAGCCAUUAACAUUUACAAUAAUUUUGCCGUCAUCUCUUCCCUGCGUCGGAAAAUUUAGUCUAGGAGUUGACAACGACCUCGUCGUCUUCGACAUCCCGUCAAAUGUGGAUGGUCUCUGCGAUAAGUUUACCAUGUACAGUGCAGCUCCCAGUGGUAGAACGUUCUUCUACAGAAAGAGAGAUUAGACCAAGAGUGAAAUAUUUUAGAUAUGUCUUGGCCAUGGUGGCAUUGUUACCGCGACAUCGUAGCAGCACGGUAUAAAUAACAUCUCUAAACAAUUCGUUGCAGGAAUACUUUUGUUUUUGGGCCAUCGUAAUUCUAUCAAAAAUAAGACACAAACAGCAGUGAUAAACAUAUUGAACUUGCACAUUUUGAUUAUGACUUGACGUU
This is a messenger RNA of Stylophora pistillata, 2515 nucleotides long. Its product is annotated as beta-lactamase-like protein 1. NCBI's taxonomy places the organism in Eukaryota, Metazoa, Cnidaria, Anthozoa, Scleractinia, Pocilloporidae. The record is from RefSeq and is a predicted model, not a curated record.